AUGCGCAACGUCAAUGAUGACCACUCAACUGAACUUUAUCAUUCAACGGCUCUUCCGGUCGAUCAAGGUAUUGCCCCGGGGAUGCAAUUUCAUAACAAGAAUGAUUGCAUUCUCGCAAUUAAAUUUUAUCACAUGAAAAAAUCAACGGAUUAUAUUGUGAAAAAAUCAGAUCCUGAAAGGUAUGUCAUCAAAUGUAAAGAUACAAAAUGUGGUUUCAAAUUGCGGGCCUCGUGGAGGAAAAAAACUGAUAAAUGGGAGAUUGGGAAAAUGAAUGAUCAUACAUGUGUCUCAACAGAAAUGACGCAAGAUCAUCACAAACUUAGUUACAAUGUGAUAUGUGAAAGUGUUAAAUCACUACUACAUAUGGAUACUUCAAUUACAGUGAAGGUUAUAAUUGCACACAUCCGAGAGAAGUUUAAUUACACAGUUUCAUACAGAAAGGCAUGGAGAGCACGGAAUAAGGCGAUUGAAUCAAUUUAUGGUAAUUGGGAAGAGUCUUAUCAAGAACUACCACAGUGGUUGAUGGUCAUGGAAAAAGAUUUGCCAGGAACAAUAAUUGAUUUUCAAACAGACCCAUCAACAGAAGUGGUAAAUGAGAUCGUCUUCAAGCGUCUCUUUUGGGCUUUUCGUCCGUGCAUCUCAAGUUUCGAAUUCUGCAAACCAAUUGUCCAAAUUGACGCAACUUGGUUGUAUGGUAAAUACAAAGGCACAUUGUUGUUAGUUGUUGCACAAGAUGGGAACAACAAGAUAUUUCCCAUUGCUUUUGCAAUCGUGGAAGGGGAGACCAAGGAGGCAUGGAGUUUCUUUUUGAAAAAUCUAAGGCAGCAUGUCACCCCACAGCCGAACAUAUGCCUCAUUUCUGAUAGACAUGUGUCGAUAAAGAGUGCGUAUGAUGAUCCACAUAAUGGAUGGCACGAUGCUCCAACAAGCCAUGUGUUUUGUGUCCGACACAUUGCACAAAACUUUAUGCGAUCGUUCAAGGAUGGAGAACUUAAGAAGAAAGUUGAAGGCAUGGGUUACGCCAUGAACAUCCUUACAUUCGAAUACUAUCGUUCUGAAAUUGUUGUUGCAGACCGAAAGGCUUUAGCAUGGGUCGACAAUAUUCCCAAACAAAAGUGGACUCAAUCACAUGAUGAUGGUCGACGAUGGGGCCACAUGACGGGUAACUUGGUAGAGUCACAAAACAACGUGUAUAAGGGUAUUCGAGGACUCCCGAUCACAGCUAUUGUGAAAGCAUCAUAUUACAGGUUGGCGGCCUUGUUUGCUAAAAGAGGACAUGAAGCAGCGGCAAGGGUAAAUUCUUGUGAGCCAUUCUCAUAA
This is a messenger RNA of Medicago truncatula (barrel medic), 1320 nucleotides long. RefSeq lists its product as uncharacterized. NCBI's taxonomy places the organism in Eukaryota, Viridiplantae, Streptophyta, Magnoliopsida, Fabales, Fabaceae. The record is from RefSeq and is a predicted model, not a curated record. The coding region runs from base 1 to 1320 and encodes 439 amino acids. The transcript has 2 exons.